Messenger RNA from Dentiscutata heterogama, 191 nucleotides. NCBI's taxonomy places the organism in Eukaryota, Fungi, Glomeromycota, Glomeromycetes, Diversisporales, Gigasporaceae. The record is from the annotation of a GenBank genome assembly.
AAAUUGCCAAGUGCUAUUGGGCAACACCUGUCUUUGAAGAUCAAACUAGUAGCAGCCAACUAGAAGACUAUAUAGAAGACUCAAGAACUAAGUAUUUGGAUAAAAUUUCAAUUUGUUUAGAAAAUCUAAUAGUUUUAAUUGAAGAAUCUAUAAAAGAAGAAGAAGACUAUUUGCUAAACCAACCAUGGUAA